CUCCACCGCAGCUUCAAAACAAAAUCCGAAACUGAGCACCGAGAAAGCAGACAUGGCAGAGAACAACAGCGGAGGCGGAGGCGGCGGCGGCGGUGAUGGUGGCGGCGAAGUCGUGGCGAACCAGACGAUCUACAUCAACAACCUGAACGAGAAAAUAAAGCUGGACGAACUGAAAAAGUCGCUUCUGGCUGUGUUCUCGCAGUUCGGGAAGAUUGUGGAGGUCUUGGCUUUCAAGACGCUCAAGCACAAAGGUCAAGCCUGGCUCGUCUUCGAGGACGUCUCCUCCGCCACCAAAGCCCUUCACCAGAUGCAGGGCUUCCCCUUUUACGACAAGCCUAUGAGAAUACAAUAUGCCAAGACAAAAUCGGAUGUGAUAGCAAAGGCUGAUGGUACCUUUGUUCCACGUGAAAGACGGAAGAGGCAUGAGGAAAAGGGGAAAAAACGAAAAGAGCAACAUGAUGCAAGCCAAGCCGGAAUGCCCAUUCCGGGUUACGCUGGUACCUAUGGUUCAGCACCUCCGCUUUCCCAAAUACCGUAUCCCGGUGGUGUGAAGUUACCUGAGGCUCCUGCUCCACCAAACAACAUACUUUUUGUGCAGAAUCUUCCGCAGGAGACAACUCCCAUGAUGCUGCAAAUGCUCUUCUGCCAGUAUGCCGGUUUCAAGGAGGUUAGAAUGGUGGAAGCGAAGCCAGGUAUUGCUUUUGUGGAGUAUGGAGAUGAGAUGCAAUCAACGGUAGCAAUGCAGGAACUCCAAUCUUUUAAGUUGACACCGCAGAGUUCGAUGUUGAUUACCUAUGCCAAAAAGUAGACAACAAGAUUUAGGUCUUUGCUAUUCCUGUAAGCUGCAGCCAUGGAUCCUUAACUAGAAUGUUGUUUAUCUGUUGAGAUACGAUGCUUCGAUGUAUUAUUGCUGUCGGGAUAUAUUAGAAGAGGAAAAAUUUGCGGAGUCAACGUUUCGUUUUCGUGUGGCCCUGCAAACAAUCGAAGAUUCAUCAGGGAUUAUGUUGUGUCUAACUGUUAAGUGCUAAUCGCAUCUGAUGUUUUUUCCU
Messenger RNA from Malus domestica (apple), 1049 nucleotides. RefSeq names its product U1 small nuclear ribonucleoprotein A. Lineage: Eukaryota; Viridiplantae; Streptophyta; Magnoliopsida; Rosales; Rosaceae. Gene Ontology annotation, molecular function: U1 snRNA binding. The record is from RefSeq and is a predicted model, not a curated record. Gene Ontology annotation, biological process: mRNA splicing, via spliceosome. Gene Ontology annotation, cellular component: U1 snRNP.